GCCAGCGAGCGGGCGCGGCCGGGAGCCCGCAGCCCUGGCGCCCGCCGCCGCCCGGAGGAGCCCCGCAAUAUGCCGCCGCGGCCCUCUGGCUCUCGGCCAUGGCGAGGCUCUGCCGGCGCGUCCCUUGCACCCUGCUCCUCGGCCUGGCGGCCGUGCUGCUGAAGGCACGGCUGGUCCCCGCGGCCGCCCGAGCCGAGCUCGGCCGCUCCGACCUCAGUCUCAUCCAGCAGCAACAGCAGCAGCAGCAGAGGCAGCGGGAGGAGGCUGAGGAAGAGAGGCCAGAGGGGCCAGGAGCAUCCUCCACCGUGACCGAUCCAGUGUCCGUGUUUAUGCUCAAAGUCCAGGUGAAUGACAUUAUCAGCCGUCAAUACCUGAGUCAAGCAGUUGUCGAAGUAUUUGUAAACUACACAAAGACCAACUCCACAGUAACUAAAAAUAAUGGAGCAGUGUUGAUAAAAGUGCCCUAUAAGUUAGGCCUCAGCUUAACCAUCAUUGCUUAUAAAGAUGGCUACGUGUUGACACCUCUGCCUUGGAAGACUGGAAGAAUGCCAAUUUAUUCAUCAGUUACCCUUUCCCUGUUCCCGCAAAGCCAAGCAAAUAUAUGGCUAUUUGAAGACACUGUUCUGAUUACUGGAAAAUUAGCUGAUGCCAAAUCUCAACCAAGUGUUCAGUUUUCAAAAGCCUUAAUUAAACUUCCUGACAACCAUCACAUUAGCAACGUUACUGGCUAUCUCACAGUUCUACAGCAGUUUUUGAAAGUGGACAAUUUUCUGUAUACAACUGGACUUACUCUCAACAAACCAGGUUUUGAAAGCAUUGAAUUGACUCCUCUUGCUGCAAUAUGUGUGAAAAUAUACUCUGGUGGGAAGGAGUUAAAGGUGGAUGGCUCCAUUCAAGUUUCACUCCCUCUGCUACAUGCGGAUGACAUCCAUGGGGAUGAUCGCAUACCUGCUUGGGCAUUCGAUAUGGACACAGGUGCUUGGGUAAAUCAUGGCUGGGGAAUGGUCAAAGAAUAUAACAAUCACUUAGUUUGGACUUAUGAUGCACCACAUCUGGGAUACUGGAUAGCAGCUCCACUUCCAGGAUCUAGAGGUUCAGGUGUAAGUGAAGAUCCCAAGGACAUAACUGCCUACCACACAGUGUUUCUUACAGCCAUACUAGGAGGGACAAUAGUCAUUGUCAUUGGUUUUUUUGCUGUACUACUUUGUUACUGCAGGGAUAAGUGUGGUACUCCACAAAAAAGAGAAAGAAAUAUCACUAAACUUGAGGUCCUCAAAAGAGACCAGACAACAUCAACAACACACAUAAAUCACAUCAGUUCCGUCAAAAUUGCAUUAAAAGCUGAGGACAAGUCACAGAUAUUUAAUGCCGUCUCCUACAGCCCUCAGAAAAAGGAACCAUCAAAAGCAGAAGGAGAAGAAAGAGUUUCCAUGGUAAAAACUCGGGACAACUUUAAAAUCUACAAUGAAGAUGUUUCAUUCCUAUCAGUCAAUCAAAAUAACUACUCAAGAAACCCAACACAGUCUUUGGAGCCAAUUGGAGGGACCAAACAACCUAAACAUAUCAACAACAAUCUGUCUUCAUCAUUAGGUGAUGCUCAAGAGGAGAAGAGGUAUCUUACAGGUAAUGAGGAGAUGUAUGGACGAUCUCACCUUCCUGAACAGCUAAUGCAUAUCUACAGCCAGCCCAUUGCCAUCCUUCAAACGUCAGACCUCUUCUCCACGCCAGAGCAGUUACAUACUGCGAAGUCAGCGACUUUGCCAAGGAAAGGACAGCUAGUCUACGGCCAAUUGAUGGAACCAGUAAACAGAGAGAACUUCACACAGACAUUGCCGAAAAUGCCAAUGCAUUCCCAUGCACAGCCCCAAGAUGUGAGGGAAGAGGAUAUUGUUCUGGAAGGUCAGCAGAGUUUGCCAUCCCAGACUUCAGAUUGGAGCCGAUACUCCAACAGCUUAUUAGAAUCUGUCUCUGUCCCCGGAACACUAAACGAAGCUGUUGUAAUGACUCCAUUUUCUUCAGAACUUCAAGGAAUUUCAGAGCAGACCCUCUUGGAGCUGUCCAAAGGAAAGCCUUCCCCACAUCCCAGAGCCUGGUUUGUGUCCCUUGAUGGAAAGCCGGUUGCCCAAGUGAGACACUCCUUCAUAGACCUGAAAAAGGGAAAGAGAGCCCAGAGCAAUGACACAAGUCUUGACUCUGGGGUGGAUAUGAAUGAGCAUCAAUUGAACAGAAAGCUUGAGAGGGAGAAAACAUUCAUUAAAAGCAUGCAUCAGCCCAAGAUCCUUUACUUAGAAGAUUUAGACCUGAGCAGCAGUGAGAGUGGAACCACUGUCUGCUCCCCGGAGGACCCCACGUUGAGGCAUAUCUUGGAUGGAGGAGGGAGUGCAGUUAUCCUGGAGCACCCUGGGGAAGAGUCUUCAGCAAGAAAAAAUACCAUUGAAGAUUUUGAAGCCACUACAUCUCCCACCAGAAAAAGGGGCCGACCACCACCACUUACCAAAAGAGACAGCAAGACUAACAUCUGGAAGAAGCGAGAGGAACGCCCUCUACUUCCCAUAAAUUAAGUCGCAAGGUGGCUGCAUCUGUGCUUCUUGUUGUAAAUUUUAGUAUGAACUGAAGAAGUUGAGACUGAGUGAACUCAUGGUCCCAGGUCGUGUCUCAAGGAGAGUAAAUAGGUAAUUCAGUAACCAGAGAGGAAGGCACUGAGGAAUGCUUUUUCCAGCUUAUUCUUUUUUUUUUUUUUUUAGUUUUAAGUGAAUCAUUUGAAGUAUUGGCUUUUCAAAAUAUGGAUAUAGCAUCAAGAUGUUAAUUAUUUAACAAAAUAUUUGCUCAGUCACCCAAAUUGGGACUGACUCUCUUGAGAAUAAAAUAAUGAAAUGGAUAUUUCUAAAGUUACUCUUAAAAAAUGUGUCUACCUGAUAACUACCCUUUUAUAGGAACCUCACAUGAAAUGCUAGGAUUAAAUCCCCCUCUGCCUAUACUUGAUAUAGACUUCAUAAAUGUUUCAACUGAUACUAUGUUAGACUUCAAAUACCAGGCAAUAUUUGCUUUUGUGAAAUAAAUAGCACAUAUCAUCCCCAAAGUAAAUUGGACACUCAUAUAAAAUGGGUAAGAUGACCAAGAGAUGGAGGUACCAACUCUUUAAAUACACACACACACACACACACACACACACACACACACUCCACAAAAUAAAUAGCAAUUUGAGAAAUUAAAAAAAUAAAUUUGAGAAAUGAUUGUUGUAAAGCAGGGUUUUUAUUUUUCAUUUUAUCUUCCACCCUCAAAAUGAAGCAACCUAAGUUGUCAUGAAAGAAAAUUUAACAAUCUGAAAUAACAACAAAACUUUGAUGUUAAGGCUCACUGACACAUAUAGGCAAGAAUCUAAUGUGUUUCUUCUAUUCCAAAAGCUGUAACUCCGUCACUAAAAGCUAGUAAACUUGAUAUAAAAAGUGAUAAUGAUAAUGAAUGUUUCCUAUGGACACCAAAAAGUUAACAAAAUAUGAGGAGAUAAAAGAAGUAAACAUUUUUUUAUAUGAAUAGAAAAAAGGCCAUUUUCCCCAGGCUCAAAAAUAUUUUAGGAAAUCAGUUAUAUAGGUACAUACAUGUUGGUACAUUUGUAAGAUGUUUGAGAAAAAUGCUCUCAAUUCAGUAGAAGCAUAAAUUCUUCCUAUGUUCACUUGCAGGCAUUGUAAUUUUUUACUUAAUUUAAUUUAAUUUAUUUAUUUUUGUUUUGUGCUGGUCCUGGGACUUGAAAUCGGUGCCUGGGCGCUGUCACUGAGCUUUUAUUACUCAAGGU
Perognathus longimembris pacificus (Pacific pocket mouse) is the source of this 3793-nucleotide messenger RNA. It is a transcript of the gene Fam171b, whose product is annotated as family with sequence similarity 171 member B. Lineage: Eukaryota; Metazoa; Chordata; Mammalia; Rodentia; Heteromyidae. The coding region runs from base 99 to 2561 and encodes 820 amino acids. The transcript is spliced from 8 exons. The record is from RefSeq and is a predicted model, not a curated record.